Molecule: messenger RNA, 1133 nt
Organism: Phoenix dactylifera (date palm)
Lineage: Eukaryota; Viridiplantae; Streptophyta; Magnoliopsida; Arecales; Arecaceae
Source: RefSeq, a predicted model, not a curated record
AUGAACAUUUUCUCGAAGAAACCAACAUCCAGAGAUGCGCUUCGAGCAAGCAAGCGAGAAAUGUCACAUGCCACAAGAGGGCUUGAGAGGGAGAUCACAGCAUUGCAGCUAGAGGAAAAGAAGCUGGUUGCGGAGAUAAAAAGGACAGCCAAAACUGGAAAUGAGGCUGCAACUAAAAUUUUAGCCCAUCAGCUUGUCAGAUUAAGGCAACAAAUUUCUAAUUUACAAGGUAACCGAGCGCAGAUGCGAGGUAUAGCAACCCACACACAGGCAAUGCAUGCCAACACUUCAGUGGCUGCUGGCAUGAAAGGUGCAAGCAAGGCAAUGGGAGCUAUGAAUAAGCAAAUGGCACCUGCGAAGCAAAUGAAGAUUAUGCAAGAUUUUCAAAGACAGUCAGCACAAAUGGACAUGACAAGUGAGAUGAUGGCAGACUCUGUUGACGACGUAUUAGAUAAUGACGAAGCUGAAGAAGAAACUGAGGACCUAACAAAUCAGGUUCUAGAUGAAAUUGGUGUUGAUAUUGCAUCACAGUUAUCAUCAGCUCCCAAGGGAAAAAAUACAGGGAAGAAUGUUCAAAGUGCCGAAAGCUCGGAGAUGGAUGACCUUGAGAAGAGGUUGGCUGCAAUCAGAAACUCAUGAGUCGAGGACUCCAUAUAUUAGUAUUCAGAUCUCAUUUCCUCAUUUACCCAGCACUUCAUGAGGUUUAUAUGAUAUGUAGAGGUGAAUGCACAUUGUGCACGAGAUGCCUGUGUCAAUAGUUUCUAACUGCAAAUUCAUUGUGAGCAUGGAUGAAUCAAGUGUUUGAAUAUGCUUGAACCUGCAGUAUUCCAAUCAACUGGGUAAGCAUGAGAAAAGAUUGGUGGGAUCAGAUUGCAAGUUUGAUAAAUAUUACAGGGCCAUACAUUGCUACUUCUUUUUGAUCGGCCAGGAGGAAUUGCAUGAAACUUUGCAACUCUACUUUCAUGUGAGAAAACUGGCUUCUUUGAUUUUGAUAUAACCAGAGACUAUAUCCCAAAAUUCCUUUCAUAUAAUGGGCAUAAAACCAUGACACCUGGUGUACAAGAACAUGGGUUAACCUGUAGCAGCUUCUCCCUCAUUCAGUUAUAUGCUAGUUGAUGUGGCUUUGUGAAUAA